ACACACUGUCUCCCUCUCUCUCUCUCUCUAAUAAUUUUUUUUACAAAACCCAACUAGUAAAAAUCAAAUCUUAAGAUCCUGCCUUUAAAUUUUAAUCAUUCCAAAUUCCCAAUUCCCCUCUGUUUAAAAUCAAACUUAUACCACCAUACCCACCAUUGACUCUUCUUCUUCUUCUUCUUCUUCUUCUUCUUCUUCUUCUACCUAACAGAGGGACAUAUCAGAGCUUUAAAGUGAUUUAUACUAAUCUUAUUGAUGUGGGUCUCUGUUUGGUUAAAUGGAUACCUUGUUUAGGCUAGUCAGUCUCCAAUCCGAUCAGUCUUUCAACUCCUCUAGCCGAACCUCUAGCAGCUCCAGAUCCUCCAGACAAAACCACACCUAUCACCACCAACAAGACCAAGACGAAGAAUGCUUCAACUUUUUCAUGGAUGAAGAAGACUUCUCCUCGUCUUCUUCUAGGCCUCACUACUAUCCUUAUCACCAGCCCCACCCCUCCACUACGCCCACUAACACCACCACCACCACCACCACCACUCAAUCCCACCAUGCUUUUUCCCAGCUCGACCCUUCUGACUUCUCCUUUUCCCCUGCUCCUGAUCUCAAUUUCGAUUAUUCGCCCAACUGGGCUACUACUCUUCUCCUCGAGACUGCACGCGCUAUUGCGGACAAGAACAGCGCAAGGGUUCAACAGCUCAUGUGGAUGCUCAACGAGCUGGGUUCUCCCUACGGAGAUACUGACCAGAAGCUCGCUUCUUACUUCUUGCAGGCUCUCUUUAGCCGCAUGACGGAUUCCGGCGACCGCUGCUACCGGACUUUGGCGUCUGCGUCGGAGAAAACGUGUUCCUUCGAGUCGACGAGGAAGACGGUGUUGAAGUUUCAAGAAGUAAGCCCCUGGACAACGUUCGGUCAUGUUGCUUGUAACGGUGCAAUCAUGGAAGCUUUUGAAGGGGAGACCAAGCUUCACAUAAUUGAUAUUAGCAAUACAUAUUGCACCCAGUGGCCUACUCUGCUUGAAGCUCUCGCCACUCGUACGGACGAGACUCCUCACCUCCGGCUCACCACUGUCGUGCCCAACAAAUCCGGCGCCACGUCGUCGGGCUCCGCCGCCGUGCAAAAGGUGAUGAAAGAGAUUGGAAACCGAAUGGAGAAAUUCGCUCGCCUCAUGGGCGUUCCCUUUAAGUUCAACGUCAUCCAUCAUGCUGGGGAUUUAUGUGAUUUGAAUUUAUCAGAGCUUGACAUCAAAGACGACGAAGCUCUUGCUAUCAACUGUGUGGGCACGCUGCACUCGAUCACAACCGUCGGUAACAGUAGAGAUUCGGUUGUGUCGAGCUUCAGGAGACUGCAGCCGAGGAUAAUCACUGUCGUUGAAGAGGAAGCCGAUCUUGACGUGGGCGUCGAUGGGAUGGAAUUCUUCAAAGGUUUUCAAGAAUGCUUAAGAUGGUUUAGGGUUUACUUGGAGUCGCUGGAGGAGAGUUUCCCGCGAACAAGCAACGAACGGUUGAUGCUGGAGCGGGCAGCCGGUCGAUCCAUCGUGGACCUGGUGGCAUGUCAGCCUUCUCACUCCAUCGAGCGGCGAGAAUCCGCCACGCGCUGGUCUAGACGCUUGCAUGCAGGCGGGUUUAGCCCUGUGGCGUUCAGCGACGAGGUGUGUGACGAUGUACGCGCCUUGUUGAGGAGAUACAAGGAGGGGUGGUCAAUGGCACAGUGUCCUGACGCCGGAAUAUUCUUGUCGUGGAAAGACCAGCCGGUGGUUUGGGCCAGUGCAUGGAGGCCUUCAGGAUAACGUACGGCGGUUCACACGCUUGAUUUGAGUGAGUGGUUUUCACACGUGUGACGUGUUUUUUUUUUUUUUCUGGCACGUGCUUUGGAGGACGAGGGUACUACGGAUUUUGUGAAGUGUGUAUUUUUAGAAGCCUCAACGGUGGCGAUCUUAAAGAAAGCAUGGAGAAAUUUUAAGUAUAAAAAAAAAAAAAAAAAAAAAAAAAAAA
Carica papaya (papaya) is the source of this 1985-nucleotide messenger RNA. It is a transcript of the gene SHR, whose product is annotated as GRAS family transcription factor. The record is from RefSeq and is a predicted model, not a curated record. NCBI's taxonomy places the organism in Eukaryota, Viridiplantae, Streptophyta, Magnoliopsida, Brassicales, Caricaceae.